AUGACCCAGCCACCAGGUGUAAUGUCCUUGCAGAUGGUGUCAUCUGUCAGUAACUCAUCCUUGCUUCAGCCAGGCUUUUCCCUGCUGAAUUUUGAUGGGCAUGUUUACUUUUUCGGGCAGAAAGGAUGGCCAAAGAGAUCCUGUCCCACUGGUGUCUUCCUCCUCGAUAUAAAACAGAAUGAACUCAAAAUGAAACCAGCAGUCUUCUCCAAGGACUCCUGUUAUCUUCCCCCUCUCCGUUACCCUGCUAUUUGUACUUAUAGAGACAACACAGAGUCCGAUUAUCACCAGUAUAUCAUUCAUGGUGGGAAAACACCUAACAAUGAUCUUUCUGAUAAGAUUUACAUAAUGAAUCUUGUAAGCAAAAGUAGCAGGAAAUCUGUGUUUAAAUGCAUUGAGAAAGACCUGGCUGGUGAUGUUCCUGAAGCAAGAUAUGGGCAUACAAUAAAUGUAGUUCAAAGCCGAGGUAAGAGCAUGAGUGUUAUUUUUGGAGGUAGAUCAUACGUUCCUCUUGAACAAAGAACCACUGAAAAAUGGAAUAGUGUGGUUGACUGUUUGCCAUCUGUGUUUCUGGUUGACUUUGAGUUUGGAUGCUGUACAUCAUACAUACUUCCAGAGCUUCAAGAUGGACUUUCUUUCCAUGUUUCAGUUGCCAGAAAUGAUACAAUCUAUAUUUUGGGCGGUCAUUCGCUUCAAAAUAAUAUCAGGGCCCCCAGCUUAUACAAGCUAAAAGUUGAUCUCCCAUUGGGCAGCCCAGCUGUGACUUGCACCAUCUUGCCAGGGGGGAUAUCUGUGUCGAGUGCUGUUGUGACUCAGACUAGUGACACCGAGUUUGUCCUUGUCGGGGGCUAUCAGUCUGAAAACCAGAAAAGGUUGGUUUGUAACACCCUAAUUUUAGAAGAUAACAAGAUAGAGAUUGUUGAAAGGGAGAGUCCACUCUGGACACCAGAUAUUAAACACUGCCGAAUGUGGUUUGGCUGUGAUAUGGGCAAAGGGUCUAUAUUGCUGGGCAUUCCAGGGGACAACAAACAGAUGAUCUCAGAUGCAAACUACUUCUACAUUUUGAGAUGCAGAGAAGCAGAAGAGGAUGAGGAGGAAGAACUGACAGCCCAAACUUGCAGUCAGACAUCCACUGAAGACCCAGGAGACUCCACUCCCUUUGAAGAUUCAGAAGAGUUUUGUUUUAGUGCAGAAGCCAAUAGCUUCGAUGUUGAUGACACUUACAAUGAAGAUGAUGAGGAAGACGAAUCAGAAACUGGCUACUGGAUCACCUGCUCUGCCCAUUGCAAUGUUGACGUUAACACCUGGGUCCCUUUCUAUUCAACAGAGCUCAACAAGCCYGCAAUGAUCCUGUGUUCCAGUGGGGAUGGCCACUGGGUCCACGCGCAAUGUAUGGACCUGUCCGAGACCAUGCUGCUGCGUCUGUCAGAAGCAAACAUCAAGUACUUCUGCAAUGAGCACAUUGACCUUAACAAAGGGCUCCAAACUCCCAAGAAGGUAGGGCAACUGAAAAAGCAACCCAUGAAACCACUGCGCAAGAAGAAAGCCAUAAAGUUAACAUCAGUGAAAAAAUCCUUUCUCCGGAGGUUAUUUGAAUAG
Messenger RNA from Nothoprocta perdicaria, 1599 nucleotides. RefSeq names its product recombination activating 2 (gene RAG2). Gene Ontology annotation, molecular function: sequence-specific DNA binding; protein binding. Lineage: Eukaryota; Metazoa; Chordata; Aves; Tinamiformes; Tinamidae. Gene Ontology annotation, biological process: V(D)J recombination. Gene Ontology annotation, cellular component: nucleus; DNA recombinase complex. The record is from RefSeq and is a predicted model, not a curated record. Bases 1 to 1599 code for a protein of 532 amino acids. The transcript has a single exon.